Messenger RNA from Hippocampus zosterae (dwarf seahorse), 4290 nucleotides. It is a transcript of the gene rfng, whose product is annotated as RFNG O-fucosylpeptide 3-beta-N-acetylglucosaminyltransferase. Gene Ontology annotation, molecular function: O-fucosylpeptide 3-beta-N-acetylglucosaminyltransferase activity. The record is from RefSeq and is a predicted model, not a curated record. Lineage: Eukaryota; Metazoa; Chordata; Actinopteri; Syngnathiformes; Syngnathidae. The transcript has 9 exons. The coding region runs from base 468 to 1697 and encodes 409 amino acids. Gene Ontology annotation, cellular component: membrane. Gene Ontology annotation, biological process: regulation of Notch signaling pathway.
AGGUACACCGGAAAAAGUACUUUUUAUCCCGAAAACUUGUUCCAAAUACCGAUACUGAGUGGAGAAGCAGAUCUGACAAAAAGAGAAAGAAACUUUGUUUUUGUCUUUAUAUAAGAUUGUAUUCACUUGAAACUAUGCGAUUGAAUCACCACGGGUGAUCAAGUAAACUGUUCGAGAUUUUAACCCAUCAUAGAACAUUAAUUGGAAGGCAUUGAGAUCGAACGGGGGCGAGGAAAUCGUCUCACCUCCAAACUUCGUCGCGCCCGAGGACGGUUUUUUUUCGUCAGCUAACUUGGCUAAGUGUAGGAGUUAAAAUUCCACAUUUGUUCCCAUUCUCCCGGGUGGCAAUAGCCAUACAGCGUCUCAUUACGGAAUUCAGAUGUAUCAUCCGAUAUUUCCUGAUUUCAGUGUGAUGGAGUGAGAAUGGGAUGAGGAAGCGUCGACAGUGACUUCAGCCCUGGAGGCUGAUGCACGCUCUCCAUCGGCCCGCCAGAAUGCACAUAGCAUCGGUUGGCGUCAGUAAGGUCGGCUUCCUGUUUUUACUUGCGCUCGGCGGCCUCCUCUUGUUGCUCAUCCCAGCUCUCCAACACACGGCCCGCCAGUUGGACCUGCCACAGCCCAGACCUCAAGUGAAGACCUCAACUUACACUUUACAGCACACUACUGGGCCUCCCACUGUGUCCGAUUCUAUUGGGGACACAGAAACGGCCACGGGAUUAAAUAUUAGCUCAGAAGGGAUGAAUGGUACCAUAGAGACUGAACCUUUUGAGAACAAUGACGACAAGGAGACAUACUCUGAAAAAAAUUCUGAAGCGCUUUCCUUGCCUGAAGGACAAAGUCGAAUACUUCCUGGACCUGGUUCGCGAGACCCGCUGGAAUUAAAGGACAUUUUUAUUGCAGUUAAAACCACCAGGAAGUACCACAAGUCCAGAGUGGAGCUGCUGAUUCAGACCUGGAUAUCUCAGGCCAAAGAACAGACCUAUUUAUUCUCAGAUGGUGAAGACAAAGAGCUGCAGAUGAGAACAGGUGCAAAUAUUAUUAACACCAACUGCUCAGCGGCUCAUACUCGACAGGCUCUCUGCUGCAAGAUGUCUGUUGAGUAUGACAAAUUCAUUGAGUCUCAAAAGAAGUGGUUUUGUCAUGUGGAUGAUGACAACUAUGUGAUCCUACCUCGCCUGUUACAACUGCUGUCUUCCUACCACCACAGCCAGGAUGUUUAUCUUGGUCGGCCCAGUCUUGAUCACCCCAUAGAAACUGCAGAAAGGGUCAAGGGCAAUGGAAUGGUGUCAGUCAAGUUCUGGUUUGCAACAGGCGGUGCGGGUUUCUGUAUCAGCCGCGGUCUGGCGCUGAAAAUGAGUCCGUGGGCCAGUUUGGGGAAUUUCAUCAGCACGGCAGAGAAGAUCCGCCUCCCGGAUGAUUGCACCAUCGGCUACAUUAUUGAGGCUCUGCUGGAGGUCGCCUUAAUACACACACACCUCUUCCACUCCCACCUGGAAAAUCUCCAAAAGGUGCCCACUGACAGUGUGUUGGAACAGGUGACGCUGAGCUAUGGAGACUAUGAGAAUCGACUGAAUGUGGUCAGCAUUGUCGGAGGCUUUUCACUGUUUGAAGAUCCAACAAGGUUUAAGACGGUACACUGCCUACUCUAUCCGGAUACUGACUGGUGUCCAAAGCCUAAACCUCAUCGUGGAAAGUGACUUCCGCUCGACCUUUUUCCGGCAGCUCUAAAUUAAAGUGCUACCCCCGUUAUGCUGAGCACAAGCGACCUUGAGUUGGGACUUUCUCACAACUGAUGCUUUAAUUCAAGCCAUGCUCGACCUACCUCAUGAGAGUUUGAAAUGAUUCAUUCGCCAAAAGUCAUCCUGAAUACAGUGCCAAGCCUUUCAGAGCCAGAAUAACAGAAAUGAAUCAGAAGUGGUUCGUGGUGUCUAGAGUAUAUGAAGAUCCUUCUGGAACCCAAUGUCAAAUUACGCACAUUUUCUGCUGUGAUGCUCAAGUGAGCUUACUGAAAACUGAAGAAACAAUGACUCGAAUACACAUAACUGAAGUCUUGGAGAAAGGACAUAUGUUGUACCUCUGUGAGGAGAGCAUUUAUGGCUGCCGCUACAAAGGACUCUAAUUCUUUUCGCACUUUCGGUUCCAGUUACAACCCCCAUUUCCAAUGAAGUUGGGACGUUGAAUAAAAGGUAAAUGAAAACCCAAAUACAACUUGGGCACUCAUUUUGAAUUUGAUGCCUGCAGCAUAUCCCCCCCAAAAGCUGGGACAAAGACAGUCAAGGAAUGCUAAAAGAUCACCUGUUUGGACAUGAACAGCUUCACUGGAAAACAGAUGAGUCGUGAUUGGGUAUGAAAGGAGAAUCCCCAAAAGAUCAGUUGGCUUGGUAGUAAACGAGUGAGUACUUGACUGGCCUGCCAGCAGUCCACACCUGUCCACGCAUUGAAAAUGUGUGCGCUUUUUUUAAAUUUCAAUACUGGUUUUGAAGCAACACCCGAUUCCAUAAAACCAAUGUCAUUUUCAGAGAGUGCUCUGGUUAUUUCAGCAAGACAAUGCCAACCCACAUUCUGCACGUAUUACAACAACUCGGCCUGGUAGUAAACCAGUGAGUACUAGACCAGCCUGCCACCAGUCCACACCUGUCCACGUACUGAAAAUAUCUGCGCUUUAUGAAGCGCAAAAAUGCGACAACGUACACCUCAGCCUGUUGAGCAACUGAGGUUGUACAUCAAGAAUAAAAUGGGAAAGAAUUCCAACGACAAAGCGCCAACGAUUCCCGUCGUCAGUUGCCAAAUACUCCCAGCUUUUUUGGAAUAUGUUGCAAGCAUCAAAUUCAAAAUGAGUCAAUUACAUAUUUGCACAAUAGAUUAUAUCAGUUUGAUUCUAGAUUGAAAUGGAUUUGCAAAUCAUUGCAUUCCGUAUUUAUUUACGUUAUACGCAAUGUCCCAACUUCAUUGGAAUUGAGGUUAAUAUGUGUGUACAUAUGAGCAGAUUAACAUGGGGGCGUGGGAGGGUUUAAUGUUCAGAGUUGCAACGUAAAGAAUGUUGUGCUUGGUGUAUUUACUGUUGUGUGCUACGAAGAAUCAUCACAAAGGCAUUGUGUACAUAAUCAAGAACCAAAGUUAAUCGCUAAAGUAAUUUUCAGCAGUUAGACAACACAAAAACAAAUCACAUUCAAAUGAGCCUCAUUAUAUUUGCAAACACAGUAGCCGCAAUAACGCAAGUGAAGCUGGAUGGGACAUCACACUGACGCAACCAAAUAACAAGCUGUUCAAAGGACAUUUCAAACGCAGAUGGAAAAAGACCAUGAUUGACGUGAACAUUAAUGCGAAAAUGUAUGACUUUUCCUCAAUGCUAUGUUUUGACUGUAAAAAAAAGAUCUUCUACAUCCCUAUUUCCACCAAGCAGGACAUUUUUAUUUCGUUCCUCCCAGUACAUCUUUUGCCUUUAUACUGUUUAACUACAGUGUUUGAAAAUAGUCAUAUUUACAGUAUUUGAAUAAAUUGCUAAAAAGACAUGGGAAUGAAGGAAGAUAACUCAAGAAUGAGACGAUGAAGUACUUUGCAUCGUUUGCAUACAUUGAAUUAAUUUUGGGGUUUUUUUUGUUGUUGUUGUUGUUUGUUUUUUUACACGAUCCAAUGACAGCAAAACGUGCUAAAUUUUGUGUUUUGGUUUGUUUUUAUGUGACACAUCUACAUAAAUGUCCUCCAGUAGUAACUGUGGCAUUUGUGUUACAGAGCCACAUUUAUUGUUUUUGCACGGUGCACGUAUGUCGUCGGAUGAUCUUUUCCAAAGUGAUUCCCCAGCUACGUACGUUAACGGGUUCAAAGUCCAAGUUUGUGUAAAUGUACAUAGUUCUUUUAAAAUGUUAAUGAUAAAUAAUCUGGAUGUUUUCUUUCUUGUUUUCUCUGUACAAUAUUACCUCUUUGUCAAAAAUCCAGUUUGAGAUGAAAGUGAUGGUUUUUGAAGUUAGAAAUUGAAUUAAAGAUCAGCCUUGUCAAAGAUUUAAUAUUUUUUCCAUUAAUGCAAAUUUUCCAAUCAUACCAAUCUGAGUUUAUACAAAUUUAUUGGCCAGGUGAGGACACAUUUGCAUUGUAUAUUAGGUGAUCAGACUUGACAGCUCCGGGAAAUUUGACAUUUCUACUUGUUUAUUUCAGUUGAAUAAUUUUUCACUAGUUCUUUGUAUACAAGCCUAGAAUAGCAAAUUCAAACGUGUCACUGCAGGUCAGCGCGUGGGACUGUGAUGUGAAGUCUUGUCAUUGAUGCAGUGUUUUUUUUAAUUUAAAAAAAAAGUG